This is a messenger RNA of Durusdinium trenchii, 2673 nucleotides long. NCBI's taxonomy places the organism in Eukaryota, Dinophyceae, Suessiales, Symbiodiniaceae. The record is from the annotation of a GenBank genome assembly.
UUCUUAUCCACUGUUGUUUUCUCAUGUCCAUACCGGUCUCUCCGACAGCGCGCUCUUCAUGGACUCAAAGAACCUCAAGGUACGCCACGUACUUCAAGAAGGAAAUUUGCAAAGUGAUGGAGUCCCUGCAGAACAAGAGAUCUGCCGAAGCAACAGGAAGUCAGAACAUGAUGGAGUUUUUUCGAGGGCGCCAUCUUGAUGUCCAGGAACUGUAUGCAUCGACUCCAAGCCUCACUCAGCCCUUGAGCGCUGCGGAACUAGACCCAUAUAGGAAGGCCGCCAUGGGACUUCACGAGGCCUUGCGCUUGCGCGGCUUCCACAAAUCUCCAAACGACCCGGCAGCUUGGUACGCCUACAUGACAAAGAUCAGGCUUGAGAAGUGGGCAGCACCUGCUGUGUGGACGUUAUUGUUGCUUGAUGUUUUUGAGACGCCUCAGUGGUGCAAAAACCGACCAUUUGUCGAUCUUGGAGGAUGCAAAGCCGCGGACAGCAAAGAGUACAUUCUCAGUGGUGUUCCGCUGAUUCCAAUCAGUCUUGGGGUGGGCUUGGAAUCCUUGAUUUUGUUCUUCCUCUUCAUACACUUGGUGUCCCAUGUCCGACUUUACUCAAUCCUUCAAGGUGGUCAUGCAACCACAGCAGGAGUCCUCCUGUUGGAGUUCAGCUUGCUCAUCUUGAGUGUGUUAGACCUCAUGAUUUUCCUUGCUGGCUCCUCCGUUCGCAUCGCUCCUGUAUUGAGGUUUGGUCUGGCCGCCUGUUCGGUACCACGCCUUCAGGAGCUGGUUUGCUCCUUUUUCAGAACAACAGUUGCAGUGAGCAAGGUUGGAAUGUUCUUCCUCUACACAGUGGUGAUAUUCGCCUGGGUAGCUACAACGGUUCUUGAUGACGAGGAGGGCAAAGACCAGUUCGGACAACCUGUUCGUGAAGGCUUUGCGACGUUUGGCGAGUCUCUGUACACAUGCUUUACCACGCUCAACACCGCAACCUUGCCCGACUCAAUGGUACCUUCGUAUGAUUAUAGUCGGAGCUAUUUGCUGCUAUGGAUGCCAUUUAUCUUUGUGGGAGCCGUGCUUCUGAAGCAGGUGAUCCUGGCUGGGGUCUACAACGACUACAGCAAACAUGCCAAGAACUUUUUGAUUGAAGGCCGUCGCCUGCGGAAGUCUGGUGUGGAUGCUGCCUUUGAAUUGUUGAAGACUCCAGCGCCUGCUGGCUGCAACAGAGGAGAAGUUGUAAGGUUUAAGGACUUUGAGAGGCUCGUGGAUGUAUUGAAGCCCUUGCUGGAGAUGACAGUCACCAAGGAGUUCCUCCGUGUUCUCUUUCAUGCACUUGAUGAUGACUCCAAUGGUGUUCUGGACAAAGCAGAGUUCCAGGACAUGUGUGAUGUGCUUCAGUUUGAAUUUCACAUCACCGAGAGGGACUCCUGUCUCAAGCAGUGUAUGAAAGGAACAGCAUUUGAGAGGACUAUGGAUGCUCUCGUGGAGAAUGGCGCCUCCGGAACAAACCUAGGCUACUCCUGCAAGUAUCCUGGUUCAUGGAUGGAUUUGGCAAUGAACAUUGUGAUCGGUCUAAAUGUGUCCUGGGUUUUCACGGAAUCUGUGAUGGACUUGAACAAUUGGGAGGAGCCAAGAUUCUUCAUGUAUGUGGACCUGUUCUUCUCGUUUGUCUAUGUUUUGGAGGCUGCGCUGAAGCUUUCCCACUGGUCUUGGGCAGAGUAUUGGUACAACGAUGACAACAGGUUUGACUUUGUUGCUAGCAUGGUGCUGGCGACUGUUGGUGCUUUGUUUCUGAUUCUGCAGCAAAUCUCAGUGGCGAUGCUACGAAGCGCGAAUAUUCUGCGAUUGAUACGGGUGCUGAAAGCGAUGAAGCACCUGAGAUUCUACCAAAGGACGUGUGUCAUUGUGACAAACUUACUGCGAACGUGCAGAGAGGUCCUGCUUCUGAACCUGCUAGUGGUGCUGCUGUGGGCCUCUGCUGGCGUGCAGCUCUUUGGUGGCAAGCUGCUGGCGUCCAACCCCCGUUUAGAGGGUAAGGAUUUGGGCUACUUCAGUAGCCACUACCAGGUUUUCAAUUUUAACGACGUUCCCUUGGGAAUGAUCACACUGUUUGUCUGGACGCUUGGUGACUGGAAUGAUGACAUUGCAGUUGCAUGCCUAGAACUUGCAGAACCUUGGACGUUUUACAAGGCUUUGAUAUGGACCUUCCUGCUGAGCUACUACAUUGCCUCUCCCCUUUUGGCUUACAACGUUCUCUCUGCUUUUUCAAUCGAUGUCUACCAAAAGAUUGACGAAGAGGUUCAGAACCGGGAGGAGAAGGGCUAUGAGCUUUGUGAUGUGGAACGGAACUUGCUUCUCAUCCAGGCAGAAAUGGCCGACAAUGGCUUGGUCUUACACAUGAAGGAGUCCUCUGACUUGGCGAAGCUGCGAAUCCACACCGCUCUCUUCAGCUGAGGCCCCUGGAGCUAAAGCUCUGGAGUGUUGCCUACAUGUUUACCAACCACUGAGAACUAAGAAGCUCCGUUGUGAGCACCUCAAGACCCAUACGCUUUGCCUUGCUCAGCUUUUCCAGGCUUUUCUUGUGACACCUUCAUGUAGAAUUCUGCUAAUGCGCGCCACAGAGCCGGUAAAUACGCUCGGCUCGUGGCCACUCAGUGAUCGCUUUUCGCCAAGAAAGAAACAA